This is a messenger RNA of Alligator mississippiensis (American alligator), 5481 nucleotides long. RefSeq names its product fibroblast growth factor receptor substrate 2 (gene FRS2). The transcript is spliced from 10 exons. Lineage: Eukaryota; Metazoa; Chordata; Crocodylia; Alligatoridae. Bases 3161 to 4687 code for a protein of 508 amino acids. The record is from RefSeq and is a predicted model, not a curated record. Gene Ontology annotation, cellular component: cytoplasm; cell-cell junction. Gene Ontology annotation, biological process: cell surface receptor protein tyrosine kinase signaling pathway.
CCACCCACCGGACUGUGUAGUCAUCCAAGUCACAGCCUCUUAACUUGUUCACCAGUAUGGGUGGCUAGCCUUCAGUAUCAUGCCUUCUGUCAGUCUCACAAAUGGACUUCUCGAUAAGUUUUUCCAAAAUUUUACCUGGUAUUGAGGUCCAACUGGCUGGCCUAUAGUUUCCCAGAUCCUCCCUCCUCCCCUUCUUAAAGAUUGGCACCGUAUUGGCCCUUUUUCAGCCUUUAGGGACCUCUCCCAAGCACCACAAGUCUUCAAAUACCUUUGCCAAUGGUGCCCAACAUUUUUUUUUUAACCCAGGGACGUUCAUAAAUUGAGACUUAAGAUCACUUACCCACACUUGAGCUGCCCGCCUUUCAGGUUCUUGCUCAUAACUUGGGGCCUUCAGCUACAGAAGAGGCCCUGGUUCAUCCUGACACAAGAGAGGCUCCUGCCCUGGUUCAUCCUGACAUCACCUCCCCUGGAGGACUUUUCUUGCAUUUGGACUUCCUCUGCUUCUCCCAGCCCCCUGCUCCCCAGCUGCAGUUCAUGUGCAGUUUACAGCCACUGUGUCAGGACUGGACACCUGGAAAUGUGUGUACCACUGCCACCACUUUUUUUUCCUGUUUUUUGGGUGUAAGUAGUGUUGGAAUGUUGAAAAAGGCAUUGUAUUCAAAACCUUGUCUAAGUCUAUCCCAACCAUGCAGUUGGUCCAAUGAAAGAGAUCACUCAGAAAUCCUUGCCUUGUGCAUAUCAUAAUAUAAGUUUUAAAUUUAUUAAUCAAAAGCUCAGUCACAAAGUAUGUCAGGAAGAUGGCUACUCUGUUGAAAUUCUUUUGCUUGGUACAGGGAGAGGGUCAGGGGAAAAGCAAAUCUUUACCCAUAAGAUUUCAAGAGCAGAGCUGAAGAACUUGGUAAAUAGGGCACUGUAGUGCACAAAGAAGAUUUAUUAAAAUAAUUGAAUAAUUAAAUUUAAUUGAGCAAUUAAUCAUUGAAAUUUACUUGAACAUAUAAUACAUUUGUGCUAAUAAGUGGACUAGUUUUAAUUAGCUUGUUAUGCCUUGCAAAGGAUGUGACAAACUGAUCUCCUAUUUAAUUAUAAGAACUAAAUGGUUCAGAUGAUCCUGUCGAGAGAACCUCCUUUCUUGAUUCAAAGUGAACAAGAGCAUUCAGUGUGUUGUAGUUUAAGAAAUGUCAUGUCUUAAGCAUAAGUUUAUUACAAUUCUAAUGAAUGCUGUACUGUAUAUAAAGCAAGUACUUGGGUCUUCUUACCAAGAUAAGGCUUUUACUUUGGAAAUUUUCAAAGUUAUUUUUGUUCAACUGGCUAUAUUUUUAGGAGCUAAUUUUCUUAUAAAACUUAAUUGGUAAAUCCCUGUGGACUGCUGCAGUGUUCAACAAUUUUAUAUAUAGCCACAAACUGCUUGUCUUGAAAUAAACAUUUUAUUCCAAAAAUCUGUGCUGUUCUUGGUGCCAGAACAUCUAGAAAAGGAUUUUCAUAUUUUUCCUUAUUUCAGAUUUUGAAUAUAAGUGUUUGUGGCUUUUUUAUUUUGUGUAUGCACUUUGUAGUCCAUUGGCACAGACAGCUUUUGAUGUUGAUCUGUCUAAAAUGUUAGUUUUAUUUAAAAGGGGUGGGGGUAAUGUUGACUAUAUACAGAUCUUAAGCCUUUUCUGUUUCACCAUUUGGUACAGUCAAGCUUAGUUUCAGCUCUUCUCUCAGUUGAGUAUACAUACCAGUGUUAGUCAUUCAAAAUGUCAAAAUUUGGAUGUAACCCAGGAGUUGAAAAGAAUGUAAACUUUUAUGUAUUGAAAGAUGAUAAGCUUUCUGGAUGAGGAGGUAUAAGUGAAAUACUGUAUUUUUGAGACCUUUUAUAAACAGACUUCAGAAUUGUCUUUAAGUAGUGUUACGUUUUAUACUGAUUAGAAAUAAAAAAGCUUCAGUAUUCUUGAUUUCCCUUAUUUUUACAACACCAUAGACUAGAGUGAUGGAAUAUUAAAAAAAAUAGAAAUACAUACUGCAAUUAUAGACUAUUUCUUUGUCUAGUGGCAAAACCAAACAUUUCAUGCUCUCUGUCUGAAGUAUUUUAAGAAAGAACUUCAUUACUUAUGGUGUCCCAGGAAGACGAAAGCAAGGGAACAGGAGACCCCUCCCAUGGUGGGACCUGGGGCAGACACAGCCCAUGCCCAUAAGAAAAAGGAAAGCCCUGAAGACAGGGCGAAUUUCCCUUUUUCAGGAGAAGAAGAGACGGACCAGCCACACCAGGAUGGAGUGCCCACACGAUUCGUCAGCCCCUUUUUAUUUUCGGCUAAAAGCGGCACAGGCAGAUGAUGUCACGCAAGAAUGCUGCCCGGCAGAAAUAAAAGCCGGUGGCCAGGAAGCAUCUGGAGAGGUGCUGCAGGAGUGCUCUCUGAGCUGGGCAAGUACUGCACCGGCUGCCACCAGGGGACCCGAGGGCAGACCCACUGGAGGGGCCCGCGAGCAAUUAGGGAAACGAGGACAGUGUCAAGGGACUGCAGAGCCGCAGACACCAGAGUUGUGAGUGGGGAUGGGCUAAGACUCUGCUACCCUUUUCUUUCUUUGUUAAUGUGUUCCUUUUGUGCAUUACCCCAAGGGGCUCUAAGGCGAGGAUCAGGGCCACGGGUGACACUCAGGGAAUAGGAAGGGCCGGGGCAGUACUGGGAGCAGCAGCACAGCAAGGAAGACCUGGCAUAGCAGCAGAGAUGGUCUAACGUCUGGAAGACACAGAGGGCAGGGGGAGAUCACCAGAAGCCCAGCAGAUGAAGAGGGUCCAGGAGGCGACAUCGGAAGGUACAGUGAAUGUUUCUGUUGGUGUAAAUGGGACACUGUUUGCAAAGAUGCCAGUUUGGAAAUACAGGCCAGAGCAACUCACUUUUUGUUUGUCCGAAACCAUGCAAAUCAUAGUAGAGGAGCUACUCUGUACAUACACUUCUGGUCUGCAGAUGGAAAGUGGUGCAUAGGUCCUUCUGGUCCAGCUCAUGUCCCCAUUUGACGACUGUUCAGAUAUGGGAGCCUGCAUAGAAUGCAUUUUAGAUCCAGUGGUUGCUCAUGUGAAGAGACAGCAUGACAUUUUGAAGUAUGACAGAAGUCCUGAUGCUGCAACAGAGGCUAGGAAUAUUAAUGGCCAAAUCUAGCGAUCACAUGGUCUUUUAAAGAAGUCAUGGGUAGCUGUUGUAGCUGUCCAGAUAAAGAAACUGUCCCAGAUAACCAUCGAAACAAGUUUAAGGUCAUUAAUGUGGAUGAUGAUGGUAAUGAACUGGGUUCUGGCAUAAUGGAACUUACAGAUACAGAACUAAUUUUAUACACCCGUAAACGUGACUCUGUAAAAUGGCACUACCUCUGUCUCCGUCGCUAUGGCUAUGAUUCAAAUCUCUUCUCUUUUGAAAGUGGUCGACGAUGUCAGACUGGACAAGGAAUCUUUGCCUUUAAGUGUGCUCGUGCAGAAGAUCUAUUUAAUAUGCUGCAAGAAAUCAUGCAGAAUAAUAGUAUAAACGUAGUAGAAGAACCAGUAGUAGAAAGGAAUUAUCAUCAAACUGAGUUGGAAGCUCCAAGAACCCCUCGAACACCUACCACUCCUGGUUUCAAUGCACAAAGUUUACCUAAUGGAUAUCCCAGGCAUCCCUCCUUUGGAGAUGCUUCUUCACACCCUUCCAGCAGACAUCCUUCUGUAGGAAGUGCACGGCUCCCCUCAGUAGGUGAAGAAUCAACACAUCCAUUGCUUGUAGCAGAGGAACAAGUGCACACGUAUGUCAACACUACCGGUGUACAAGAUGAAAGAAAAAACAGAUCAAGUGUGCAUGCCCCACUAGAAUCAAAGCUUUCUAAUACAGAAACAAGCAAGUCAAGAGAAGAUCCAAAUUGUAGCGAUGAAAGAGAUGCUCAGGUUCUUCUGGAGCCUGAAGGAGUCAAAUUUGUUUUAGGACCAACUCCUGUUCAAAGACAGUUAAUGGAGAGAGAAAAACUGGAGCAACUUGGGAGAGACCAAGUUAGUGGUAGCAGUUCAAACAACACUGAAUGGGACACUGGGUACGACAGUGACGAACGCAGAGAAACAUCCUCUGGUAACAAAUUGGUUUACGAAAAUAUAAAUAGGUUAUCAAUCCCUAGUGCCUCAGGGCUCAGGAGAGGUCGUCUGACAUCAACAAGUACCUCAGAUACCCAGAAUAUCAACAACUCUGCUCAAAGGAGAACUGCAUUACUAAACUAUGAAAACUUGCCAUCUUUGCCUCCUGUUUGGGAAGCUCGCAAGCUAAGUAGAGAAGAUGAUGAUAAUUUAGGACCAAAGACUCCAUCUCUGAAUGGCUACCACAAUAAUCUAGAUCCCAUGCAUAACUAUGUAAAUACAGAGAAUGUAACAGUGCCAGCAAGUGCUCAUAAAAUAGAAUUAACACGACGUCGGGACUGUACGCCAACGGUCUUUAACUUUGAUAUUAGACGUCCAAGCUUAGAACACAGGCAGCUCAAUUACAUACAGGUUGACUUGGAAGGUGGUAGCGACUCCGACAACCCUCAGACUCCAAAAACUCCUACCACUCCACUUCCACAAACUCCAACCAGGCGCACAGAGCUGUAUGCUGUGAUAGACAUUGAAAGAACUGCUGCUAUGUCAAGCUUGCAAAAAGCACUGCCACGAGAUGAUGGUACUUCUAGGAAAACUAGACAUAACAGUACUGACCUGCCUAUGUGAGCCUGGGAAGUGUUUAAAUCAUUUGCACCUUUUGUGAAGUUUAUAAAAUUGAAGAUGCAAGUACUUUAUUUGCAUUUCUUAACACUAACGCCUUUUAUAGACUAAUAGAUUUUUUUUUUUCUGAAUACUCAUGUGCUUGUUUAACUAAAGGGAAUUAAUGUAGAGCAAGUAUUCAUUAAUUAACACUAUUUCAUUCUACAGUAGUAGCAAUUGCUGCAUAGCAGCACUGCCACCUUUCACAGUGCCUCUUUAACUGAUUAGAGUUGGAGUGACAUGCCAGUUUUGAAUUUAUCACUAUUCUGGCCCUGUGCCUGUAGUCAUUAAAUGGCAUUUAUAACAGUUUAUAAAACCUCUUAAUAUGUGCAUUUAGCAGGUAAGCCUAAUCUUUCAAGGUAAAUAUUUGUAUGUUCAGUCUUCAUUCAUGUGGCCUCCAGUAUGAGAUAAGUAAUUCCUUGUUCAGUCAGCUUGAUUUAUGCAGACUAUUUUGUAUCAUCUUAAAGGAUAUGAACACUACACCUUCUUGUGUAUCUGUCAGUUCAUUUUUCUGAAAUCCUGUGGACAAAAAAGCUUCAGAUGUCCAAAGGUGUGUUUUAAAUUCUGUAACAUUUGAGGGGUCUGUGAGGCUCGCUUUGUCAGAGCUGUCAUUGCAUCUGAAACCAGUCUUAGGCUGUUCCACUAGAAAAAGGUAUCCAAGUAACAGAAGCAAGUUUCCUGUAGUCUUAAAAUUUUCAUUUCAUCAGAGGUUUGUGAAGGAGUUCACAGGUUGGUUGAAUAUUAAAGCUCUUUUUGUAGUA